CACUUUGAGGGUGAAGAUAAGGUUAAGGAGGGGAUAACAGAACCAAUGGUCACAGCAGCCACACAAUGUCCAUUUAGUCUCACCAGAAUACCGCAAGUUUGGUCUCUGGAAAAAUGAAGAGCUUCACACCAAGGCUCCAAAUUCACACCUUGAUAAGGCACAGCAAUCCCACUAGAAAUCCUUCACUUCUUCAAACAUCAACCCUGAAACACCCAUCUUCAAGAAUUACAGCAUUCUGCAGACAAACAAAUGAAACAACAGGGUUCCCCAGAGAAACCAGUCUUCCAGAUAGGCGACUGAAAUACCCAGAAAUUUCACUUGAAUGGCAAGAAAAAGAAACCCCAAGAAGGGAAUUUUCUAUUCCUGGAGUUUCAUCAAAUGGUAUUGUGAUGGUGGGAGCUGUUUCUGUAGGUUUUUUGCUGCUGUUUAUGGGAAUGGAUGAUCAAAAGGCUCUGGCUUUGGGUCCUGAAGGGCCUCUGGUAGAGGAGUUUUGGGACAAUGUGAGGAGGUAUGCACUUUAUGCUCUCACAGUCAGUACAGGAGCUAUAUAUACCGUCCUCCAGCCUAUAUUGGAGCUGCUGAAGAACCCCAUCUCUGCAAUUCUCAUCUUGGUGAUCAUAGGUGGCGGCAUCUACGUUGUUUCCCAAGUUCUUUCUGCCAUGGUUGGUGUCACUGAUUUUAUUUAUGAUUAUGGUUAUUGAGUUUUCAUUUGAAGAUGUCGACUGUGUCUUGAUUUUUGGUAGAUUUUGCUAAAUUUUCUCCAUCUGCUUAGUACAUGACCCCCUUUGCAGAAUCUUGCUCCUUCCAAUAUCUUCUAACCAUCUUCUCCCUCCCCCUGUGACUGGGCUUGGUUCAAUGUUAUCAUGUUAUGUGUUCUCGGUUUGGGCUUGGCUCUGAUAAGCCCAAAUUAAAUUAGCCCCACAGCA
Molecule: messenger RNA, 926 nt
Organism: Rubroshorea leprosula
Lineage: Eukaryota; Viridiplantae; Streptophyta; Magnoliopsida; Malvales; Dipterocarpaceae
Source: the annotation of a GenBank genome assembly